GCUGACGUGCGGCGGCCGCCGCGAGGCCGGCGGGCGGCGGGGGGAGGGGAGCAGGCCGCGCGCGCUCGCGCCCCGCCGCCCGGCCCAGGCUGUGAUUGGUGCAGGCCCGGGCCCGGCGGCCCCGAAUGCCAGGCCGCGGCGGAGCAGUCCUGCGGGCCGAGCCGCCCCCCGCUCCCGGGCCCCGGCGCGGCCGCCCGGCGCGGGGACCCGCACAGUUAUUUGUGAAUGAACUUAACUGAAUAUGGAUCCAGGUGGUGGAAGUCUUGGAUUGCAAACACAAGAAUCCAAAAUGCCUCACACUAUGAUUAUGCAGGAUUUUGUGGCUGGAAUGGCUGGUACUGCUCAUAUUGAUGGAGACCACAUUGUUGUCUCAGUCCCUGAAGCUGUCCUAGUGUCUGAUGUUGUUACCGAUGACGGAAUAACUCUCGAUCACGGCUUGGCAGCUGAAGUUGUCCAGGGACCAGACAUCAUCACUGAAACUGAUGUUGUAACAGAAGGUGUAAUUGUUCCUGACUCCGUUUUGGAAGCUGAUGUUGCUAUUGAAGAAGCUUUAGAUACCAGUGAUCAUGUUUUGACUUCUGAUCUAAUAACAGAAACAGUUCAGGUUCCUGAUCAGGUGUUUGUGGCUGACCUGGUUACGGGUCCUGAUGGACACUUGGAGCACGUGGUGCAAGACUCUGUGUCAGGAGCCAACUCGCCUACAAUGGUUUCAGAAGAAGUUCUUGUGACGAACUCUGAUUCUGAAGCAGUCAUCCAAGCAGCUGGUACUGUUCCCGGCUCCACGGUGACUAUAAAAACAGAAGACGAUGAUGACGGCAAAAGCACAUCUGAAGACUACUUAAUGAUAUCUUUGGAUGAUGUUGGAGAAAAGUUGGACCAUAUAGGAAGCACUCCUUUGAAAAUUAGUACUGAGGUGACAAACGAUGAUGUUGCUAAAGAUGACGGGUUUGGUUCGGAAGUUAUCAAAGUGUACAUAUUUAAAGCUGAGGCUGAAGAUGAUGUCGAAAUAGGUGGGACAGAAAUUGUCACAGAGAGUGAUUUUCACAACGGGCAUCCUGUAGCUGGAGUCAUUGAACAAGGAGGUGUUGGUAGAAUGCAGCGAGAAAAGAUGGUUUACAUGGCUGUUAAGGACUCUUCUCAGGAAGAUGAAGAUAUUAGCUGUGCUGAAAUAGCAGAUGAAGUUUAUAUGGAAGUUAUUGUAGGUGAAGAAGAAGCUACAUCACUUCCAGACACACAGCUUGAAGACUCUGGCGUGAACAAAACUUUUGUCCCUGUUGCUUGGGCUGCUGCCUACGGAGACGAAAGAAGGCUACCCAGAAGAUACGAAGAUGGUCAAGCGGCAGGAAAUAACUUGGAUACACGAUUAGAAAACAAAAACGGUAAUGCAACACAAUACCUGCAGAUUUGUGAUAGCAUUAGCACUAAUAGAGUGCUAAAACAAAAAACCAAGAAAAGGAGGAGAGGAGAGGCCAGGCAAUGGCAAACAGCUGUUAUAAUAGGUCCUGACGGACAGCCCUUAACAGUUUACCCUUGUCAUAUUUGUGGGAAAAAAUUUAAAUCCAGAGGAUUCUUGAAAAGGCACAUGAAGAAUCAUCCAGAUCAUAUGAUUAAGAAGAAAUACCAGUGCACAGACUGCGACUUUACAACUAACAAAAAAGUAAGUUUCCACAAUCACCUGGAAAGCCAUAAACUUAUAAACAAAGUUGAUAAAACCCACGAGUUUACAGAAUAUACAAGAAGAUACAGAGAAGCGAGCCCCCUGAGUUCUAAUAAACUAAUUCUGAGGGACAAGGAGCCCAAGCUGCACAAGUGCAAAUAUUGUGACUAUGAAACUGCAGAGCAGGGGCUGCUCAACAGACACCUGCUCGCGGUUCACAGCAAGAACUUCCCUCACGUGUGCGUGGAGUGCGGGAAGGGAUUCCGGCACCCGUCGGAGCUGAAGAAGCACAUGAGGACGCACACGGGGGAGAAGCCGUACCAGUGCCAGCACUGCGCCUUCAGGUGUGCCGAUCAGUCCAACCUGAAAACUCACAUCAAAACCAAACACGGGACUGAUCUGCCCUUUAAAUGUGAGCACUGUCCCCAGGCGUUUACAGACGAAAAAGAACUGCAGCAGCACAUGGAGUUAUUUCAAGGGCAUAAGACUCACCAGUGUCCACACUGUGACCAUAAGAGCACUAACUCAAGUGACCUGAAGCGACACAUUAUUUCGGUUCACACAAAGGAUUUCCCUCACAAAUGCGAGGUAUGUGAAAAAGGCUUCCAUCGUCCGUCGGAGCUCAAAAAGCAUAGUGAGACCCAUAAAGGUAAAAAGAUACAUCAGUGUAGACACUGUGACUUUAAAACAUCAGAUCCCUUUGUACUUAGUGGGCAUAUCCUCUCAGUUCACACCAAGGACCUGCCUUUUAAGUGCAAAAGAUGUAAAAGAGGAUUUAGGCAGCAGAAUGAACUUAAGAAGCACAUGAAGACCCACAGUGGAAGAAAAGUCUAUCAGUGCCAGUAUUGUGAAUAUAGCACGACGGAUGCGUCAGGCUUUAAACGACACGUAAUAUCAAUACACACGAAAGACUAUCCACAUAGGUGUGAGUAUUGCAAAAAGGGAUUCCGUAGACCUUCUGAAAAAAAUCAGCAUAUAAUGAGGCACCACAAAGAGGCCAUAAUGUAAUAAAUGAUCUCCAGAAGGAAGCAAUUUAGAAACUGUGAUAUGCUAAUUGGGGACAAAAAAAAAAUAUCUCAUGAACUGUUUCUCCUGGUUUCAAAGCUUGAUAUUAAAUCAUAACUUUACAUUCUUUGUAUUAAAAGUCUUAAAAGUAUUAGGGUUGACAGGGAUCUCAUAGCCCUAUGAUUGUUGCUUAUCAGAACCUAAAGAGCACUAGAGAAUGCGGAAGGAUGGAUGAAUGUCUUAAAUUUGCAGAACGAUGGAUGAAUGUCUUCAGAUCAAUAGUAUUACACGUUGUUAAGCUGUAGAAGACAAAAGGAAGCGGAUUGUGUUACCCAUUGUGUCCGUAACAGCACUUGUCUCCAAUAUGAAAACAGGUCAGGUAUAUGGUGGGAUUGUUUGCAAAGGCAACCGAGUCCAGCUGCGUGUGCAGUUUGAGAGUCUUAGUCAGUCACUUGAUCAUAAUGUUUUUAAAUAGUGCCUGGAAGUUAAAUUCCAGAAGUGGUCAGAUUUGGGGGGAUUGUCUGGGGUUUUGUUGGUUUGGUUUUGCUUUUCUUUUUUUUUAACAUUUCAUUAGGAAACUGUUGUGUUUCCUUUAUUAGUUUAGGUCCAACAAGAAUUUUUUUUCAUGGUUUUCAAAGCUGCUAACCUAUUUUAUUGCAGGAUCUGAUGUUUAAAACACAGCAUUACGUUAUGAUCUCAAAGGUGGUGUUCUGGUGCUAGGAUUUAAGAUGUGUAUGUAUAUAAUUUCCCUUUUUUAUCUGAACCUACAGUUGAAUGUUGUUCAGUAUGGCACAUAUAACAAAGUGAACUUUGAAUUUGACGUUUUUGUUUUUAAGGAUAAAAUGAAUGCAGCUCGUAGUGUUGUGAUCAACACUAAUUCUUUUUCUCGCUACUUUAAAAUCUUCUCUAAAGAGAAUAUUUAAAACAAAGUUGAAAAAAGUAGGGGUUUUUUAAUUAAAAUUCAGAGUACUUAGAAGUUCCUUAGGGCAGUGUUCUUAACAGGUAUGACUAUUAUCGUCCUACCACCUAAUAUGAAAUUUUCAAUAUAGACAUACAAUUGCACCUUUUAAUCAAUUCUUAAAAAAAAAAAAUCUAUACCAUACUAUAAACGUGCAUUUUCAAUCUGUAAGAAAGUAUAUAUGCAGUAUUUAACCAGAAAAACAUGCUGCCACUAGAGUUUGGAGGUGGAUCUUGAGUUUACAGUGUAUACAUUUAAAAUAUGCAUCCCUUUAAACCAAGCUUUGUGUUAGCAUGCUGCAAAUCAAAUGGCGCUUAAUAUAACAAGCUGGUCUAGGGCUAUUUAAUGAAAAACCUGUUCAUAAAUGUUAUGCAUAUAAUGUGUAUUUUUUACUUUUUUAGUUGCUUCAUGUUUGCACACAGCUGUUCACAUGAUAAAUUGUACCUUCAUGCUAUAUUGUGGCUUUGUGUUUCAGAUAAUGUUCAUGUUUUGUUUUUGCACCAGAUGAGAAUCAGUUCUUUGAGAAUAAAUUUUUUUUUAUAUUUCUAAACUUCAGAAAGUUAAAUUUGGGAAAUCUCUUAGAAAAAUACGUGUUUUAUGUGGCUGUAAAAAUGAUGUACACGCUGUAAAAUAAGAUUGUCACUGUUAUGUGGGAUUAUUAUUUCUAAAUGUGUUACUCAUCGUAACGGGCAUACAAUAAAACGCAUCUCUUGCACUCCAAA
Molecule: messenger RNA, 4342 nt
Organism: Columba livia (rock pigeon)
Lineage: Eukaryota; Metazoa; Chordata; Aves; Columbiformes; Columbidae
Gene: ZNF711
Product: zinc finger protein 711
Exons: 9
Coding region: 242-2665 (807 amino acids)
Biological process (GO): regulation of transcription by RNA polymerase II
Cellular component (GO): nucleus
Molecular function (GO): metal ion binding; RNA polymerase II cis-regulatory region sequence-specific DNA binding; DNA-binding transcription factor activity, RNA polymerase II-specific
Source: RefSeq, a predicted model, not a curated record